AUGCGUUCUUCCAACUUGGCACUCGUGGCUGCUGCCACUGCUGUCUCAGCUGCUCCAAGAUAUGUCAUGUAUUUUGACCAAUGGCACACGGCAACUCUGCCCCCCAAGGAUGUUACCGCAGGAGUAAACUAUGUCAUUACCGCCUUUGCCCCUUCAACCACAUUCACCUCCGGCAGCUGGUAUCAGCCCUUCAUGCCUCUCAGCCAGGUUCGAGCCUUGUUCGAUCAAGGCACCAAGGUCUGCAUGGCCAUCGGUGGCUGGGGCGAUACCUCUGGCUUCAGUGCUGGCGCCGCAACCGAGGACACCCGUAAAACAUACGCCAAGAACGUUGCUACUACCUUGACCAACUUGGGAUACGACUGUGUUGAUGUUGACUGGGAAUAUCCCGGCGGCAAUGGCCAAGACUACAAGCAAAUCCCCAAUGACAAGAAGGUUUCCGAAAUCGAGACCUACCCGCUCUUGCUUCAAGAGAUCAAGGCCGCUAUUGGCGACAAGGAGCUGUCUAUUGCUGUUCCCGGUAAGGAGGGCGACAUGAUUGCCUUCACCGCCGAGCAGGUCCCUAAGAUUGACAAGGCCGUCGAUUUCGUCAAUGUCAUGACCUACGACAUCAUGAACCGCCGAGACAACGUCACAAACCACCACACUUCGGUCGUUGAUUCCGCCCACACCAUCGACGUCUACAUCCAACGCGGCAUGACCCCCAGCAAGAUGAACCUCGGAUUCGCCUUCUACGCCAAAUACUUCACCACCAAGGACGGUGCCCAAUGCACCGGGCCCACUGGCUGCCCUACCGCCGUCCUCGAAGCCGCCGACGGCUCGGACACUGGCCUCUCCGGCGCGGUCACCUUUGAAGUUGAAAACUACAACAACGCCAACUUCCUCAAGGCGCUGCAGAACGGCAAGGAAGACUCCGACAAGGGAGGACAGUGGUACUGGGACUCAGCUACGAAGCAGUACUGGACUUGGGAUACUCCCAAUCUCAUUGCGCGAAAGUUCAAGGAGAUUGCGGCGGCUAAGAAGUUGGGCGGUGUGUUUGCCUGGAGUUUGGCUCAGGAUAGCCAUGACUGGAGCCAUUUCAAGGCUAUGCAGGCUGGUGUUAAGACGCUGUAA
Pochonia chlamydosporia 170 is the source of this 1110-nucleotide messenger RNA. RefSeq names its product chitinase. The transcript has 4 exons. Gene Ontology annotation, cellular component: extracellular region. NCBI's taxonomy places the organism in Eukaryota, Fungi, Ascomycota, Sordariomycetes, Hypocreales, Clavicipitaceae. Gene Ontology annotation, biological process: carbohydrate metabolic process; chitin catabolic process. Gene Ontology annotation, molecular function: chitin binding; chitinase activity. The record is from RefSeq and is a predicted model, not a curated record. Bases 1 to 1110 code for a protein of 369 amino acids.